AUGCCUAGCGAUACGGCACUGCCGGGGCUCCAGGUACCUGGAUUUAGGUUCCGCAGGACACAUGAGAAAUCCAGGAAUGGUUGCGUCCGAUGUAAGCAACAGCGGAAGAAGUGCGAUGAAUUGAGACCGAGUUGCUCCAGAUGUACCAAGCGCAUGUAUAGAUGUCGAUAUCGAGACUGUCCCAGUGAUGGCAAUUUGUCGGAGGAGCAGGAAUCGACCCACUUGCCAGUUCCACCCAAAAGCCCUAGUUCUGUGGCCCCGGGUUCUGGGUCGCCAUCCGCAAAUUCGAGUGAUCGCCCUUCGGCACCCAGUCCUCCAUCUGGUGGACAACCUAGUACCUCUUCAAGUCUUAGUACAACUGAAGAAGGACUGGCAUUGAAUUCAGACCUCCCCGGCACCCUCGAUGCGACAGAGCUCGAUCUCCUAGCCCACUAUAUCACGCACACUAGCCAAACUAUACCUGUGGACAAUCUCGAUGUGUAUGCUCUUUCCAUAGGUGUUCCAAAUCUGGCUUUCAACUCUAAGGUCGUCAUGUCAUCCCUGCUAGCCUUGGCAGCAGCAUGCAAGUCCCACGAUAUAGCGAAGCGAGCCCAGACGCUUCUAGACCGCCAGAGCCUAAUGCAGAUCCAAGAGCUACUGGCGCUUGCGGAGCGCCACCAUAGAGCCUCCCUUCGCCACAUACAAACGGAUAUGCAUAACUCGGAUUCGUACGACCAUGUCCUCGCAAACGCCGCAUUAAUGGUAUUGUACGCCUCAGCCAGUCACUCUAUUCGAGUACAUCUUGCAGCCACUGCGAAACAGUAUGGACAGCGGUUGCCAGAUGAGCUAUUUCCCCAACACUCACAGUGGAUCUCGUUUACACGCGCAGCCCAUACAGCCUCCACUGCAGUUCUUAACGACACCGUCAAUGUUCCGGAUAACGUUCGGAGGUCCACUCCCAGCCCGGCUAUAGAUGCAGAACCGAAUGUGCCGACCCCGGUCUUCCGUAGCGCGGCUGUCUUGUCACCGCAGGACGGCCCAUCUGAGAAUACGAAGCGUCUGUUUCUCCCUCUAGUCGCAUCUACAUAUACGCGAGCUUUCGAGAACCUCCGCCGGAGAGCUGAAUCUACCGCAGCCCUUUUAGAGAGGUCAGAGCCUUCCGCUUGCAACAACCCACAGCUCCACGUCACCUUAGAGACUGUGUUUGUGCUCGAGAAAUGCGCAUCCCUAGCUCUGUCGACAAGAGAAGGCGACGAACGCGCCAGGAGUCCCAGGGAUCAGGCUCUACCAUCUCAUAGAUUUUCUAGAGUCUCACCAUGGGUGGCAAGAUACAUGAUCAGUGUGACAUCAAUGGAGUCACCACAGAUACUUCGACGGAUCAUCAUGUCAUUCUUGAACGAAGCCCCGGCUGAAUAUCUAACCCUUGUCCGGUCGGUGCUCGACUCUCCCUCCAUAGAGGCGAGGGCUGAGAGUUGGAUGAUACAGGAUUCUCCUAGAGCCGAGGCACCGUCGCUCAACCCGACGCAUUUACUAGCCAUGGAUAUCUUUGCCCACUGGCUCGUCCUUGUCAUGUUACUGGACGGUGUAUGGUGGAUUGGUGAUAUUGGACAGUGGGAACUAGGUCAGGUUAUCUCAUUGAUGAAGACCCAGAAGCUGCUGGGCUCAUCGGCAGAUCCUCGAGAAACGUGGUGGCCGGAGAGCAUGUACAUGGUUAAGCGGGAGCUCACCCCCAAUGUCCAGCAGCCAUAG
This is a messenger RNA of Aspergillus bombycis, 1728 nucleotides long. RefSeq names its product Zn(II)2Cys6 transcription factor. The coding region runs from base 1 to 1728 and encodes 575 amino acids. Lineage: Eukaryota; Fungi; Ascomycota; Eurotiomycetes; Eurotiales; Aspergillaceae. The record is from RefSeq and is a predicted model, not a curated record. Gene Ontology annotation, molecular function: zinc ion binding; DNA-binding transcription factor activity, RNA polymerase II-specific. The transcript is spliced from 2 exons. Gene Ontology annotation, biological process: regulation of transcription by RNA polymerase II.